This is a messenger RNA of Corvus hawaiiensis (hawaiian crow), 8158 nucleotides long. RefSeq names its product RAD18 E3 ubiquitin protein ligase (gene RAD18). NCBI's taxonomy places the organism in Eukaryota, Metazoa, Chordata, Aves, Passeriformes, Corvidae. The record is from RefSeq and is a predicted model, not a curated record. Gene Ontology annotation, cellular component: nucleus; Rad6-Rad18 complex. The coding region runs from base 81 to 1589 and encodes 502 amino acids. The transcript has 13 exons. Gene Ontology annotation, molecular function: ubiquitin protein ligase activity; single-stranded DNA binding. Gene Ontology annotation, biological process: protein monoubiquitination; DNA damage tolerance.
GCGGCGCUGAGCGCGCGGGAUCCGGGCCCGCCGCCCGCUCGGAGCGGGGCUGUGGGGCCUUGAGGUUGUGGGGCCGGGACAUGGCCCUGGCGCUGCCGCUGCUCGAGCCGCCCUGGCCGCCCGGCCUGGCCCCGCUGAAGGCCGUGGAUGAGCUGCUGCGCUGUGGGAUUUGCUUCGACUACUUCAGCAUCGCCGUGAUCAUCCCGCAGUGCUCGCACAACUAUUGCUCCCUUUGCAUCCGCAAGUUUUUAUCCUACAAAACACAGUGUCCAACAUGCUGUGUGGCAGUCUCAGAAUCUGACCUGAAAAACAACCGGAUUUUAGAUGAUCUAGUGAAGAGCUUUAAUUCUGCAAGACAGCAGCUGUUCCAGUUAGUGUUGGAUGCUCCCCUAAUUCCAUCCACUCCAGCCUGCAGCCAGUGUCCAGCUGCCGAGAGCCACAGGAGUCCUGUUCCUCAGCCAGAUUCAAAAGAAGUGCUAGGGAUUGACAGCUUCUUAAGAAAGGAUAAAGUCUGCACCUCCACAAAGGCAGGUGGCCUGGCAUGGACUGAUCAGAAGAGUUUCAAAACUGAGGAACACCAUGACCUUUACAGCACUUCUUCAGUGGUUUGUGGUAAAGACAGCAAAGUGGGAUCACAAGAGAUUCCUGGGUGCACCAAAAGUCAUGAAAAGCCUUCUACAUCUGUGGUAAAAGGAGACAAGAAAGUGGAAUGUCCUGUUUGUGAGGUUGCUAUCCUAGAGCAAUAUAUAAACAAACAUCUGGAUAGCUGCUUGACCAGAGAGGAGAAGAAGGACAGCCUCCGAAGUUCUGCUCACAAAAGGAAGCUGAUGUCCAAAGUUGUUUAUAACCUGCUGUCGGAUCGAGAUCUGAGGAAGAAGCUCAAGGAACAUGGUCUGUCUACCUCUGGGACCCGCCAGCAGCUCAUUAAGAGACACCAGGAGUUUGUGCAUAUGUACAAUGCUCAGUGUGAUUCCCUAAAUCCCAAAUCAGUUGCAGAGGUUGUUAAAGAGCUGGAAAAGAAUGAGAAGAUUCGGGUUCAGCUUGAGUGUAAUAAACCCGGUGAAAACAGCUUGACCUUCACAAAGGACCAGACAGAGGAAGAAAUAGAUGAGAUCCACGCUGAAUAUCGAAACAAACACAGAAGUGAAUUCAAGUUCUUGGUGGAUCAAGUAAAUAAACGGUGGAAGAAAAGAGGUGAGAGCAAAGCAGAAGGUGCAAAACAAAACAAAGAGGAAGUUGCUGUCAAAGAGCUGCCAGCAGCCACAGAACCUGAGGAAGAGCAUCACACAGCUGUUGUCCUUGGAAAAGCUCAGGAACUCCAGUCAGAAGUUCAUGAUGGCCAAAGAAGUGAAUCUCAUUGCUUUAAGGAAAUCCAGAGAUCGGCCUCUCCUGAGUUCUCUCUGUCAUCUGGGUCAACAAGCAGCACCAAUUCGGACAUUCUGGCAGAUGGGGAAGGGUCUGAGACGUGUUCGGCAUCCUCUGACAGCAGCAGCUCCGUGGCUCUGACAGGGAACAAGAGGAAGUUGCGUCGGCCGCGAAUGCCCGAGAACGAUCGAGCGAUUCCCCAGGGCAAGCGGAAGAGGAGCUAGUGCUGCAGAACGCCCGAGCUCAGCGCUGGGAAACCCCUCUUGGCCUUUUCCCAUUCUCAGAGUAUCUGGGUACUGAGUAAAAUGCUGUAUUUUCACAUCACUGCCAUUCCAGCUGCAUUAAUGACCAGGCUAGUGGGUUUGCCCACAGCCCUGUGGGCCACUGGCGGUUGAGGUUGGGCACAGAGUGCCGGAGCCCUGCAGGAGCCUGGCCUGGCUCCUGUGCCGUGAGUUCCCUCGCCAGCGCAGCACGCCAGGUCCCUGUGUUGCUACUGUUCCUGCUUGCAUCCUGUGGAAGCCUCAUCUGCCCUCCUGGAAGCAGCUGCAGGACAGUGUCUUGUUUGGGGGCAGGCAGGUACUGGUGCCCCAGUUCCCUGGCACAGCCAGGGGAGGGAGGGACUGAGGAAUGCAGGGAGAUUCUGUCCUACACAAAUAGGCUUUUUUAUACGUGUCUGUGUAAACGUACUCAGUAUUACAUGUCAUUAUUUUAGUUUAAAGUCCUGAAACUGGAAAGAAGUUGGAAAGUCGUUGGACAUGAAGUAUUCUAGCUUUCAAACAAAUAGUUACAUUGAAAAAUCUGAUCUUCCCUAGGAGGUGGUGGAAUUUUGUAAUGCAAUAAAGCAGUGCAAGAAAGUGAAGGAAAUGAAAGAAACCUGAACACCAGGGAAGGCUUUUAAAAAUAAAGCUUGUAAGCAAAAUAUGAAAAAUACUUCAGGUGCUUUUGCUGAGCCUGAAGUUUUGGUCAGACCCUGUCAGUGGGAGCUUGGCAAAGAAGGCACAAAAUCUGGGUAAGAUUGAGGGUGGUUGUGUCUUGACUUCGGACUGUAGCUGAGAUUCAGAAAUAAUCCUCCUCAGGCCAUGGUUCCCAGGAAUAUUUGUGUGUGGAACUGGCUAAAUUGUGGCACAUAUAAACUGUCAUAAGUACAUGAGGUGGGGAGAUGCAGAGGCAAAGCAGGCAUCUGUGUUGGUUUGAUUGUUUUGAAAGACAGUAAUUACUGAUGUCUGCUUUAGGGCUGCCUUUUUGUCACAGCAGCUCACAUAAGACAUUGAAAUUGGUUGCAGUCAGCCAGUGAAUGGUAAUAAUAUUGUAAAUUAGUAUCCAAGGGCUUUCCCCAGGCGCUGGCAAAGCAGCUGCUGUUGCAGUGAGGGAAGGCACUGCACUGUCGCUGGUGGGGCACUGGUGUGGCUGCAGGUGCUGACAUUUCCCUUGGAAAUGAGCUAAAGAGCCUCACUGCCAUGGGGGCUGUGACAGUUCUGUGGUGUGGUAGAAGGGAGAGAACAGCUGGCACGUUAAAUACGGGCAUGAAUCAAACUGCUUCGCUGACAACCUGUGGAGGUUCAUUUUUUUUAUAAAAGGUAUUGUUGUCAUCACCACUUAAAGUCCAAACUGGUGACCUUUGCCUGAGAUGGAGCUGUGGGUCAGUGCUGGAGGAGGGCGAUGGUAUUUGUAGAGGUGACAAACGUGAGUGGGGUGUGUGGACGUGUGACAUGGUGGUCGAGGUGCUGGGGGAGGCUGCAUGGAGCAGACACACUGGGCAAUGUGGAGGCUUAGGAAAAAAUGCGGAUUUGAUGGUCUGAUGCCUCAUUCCUGCCUGGACAGAGUGGGUGCCUGGGCAGGAUCCAGUCUCUCCUGCCAGACCCAGUGCCAGGGCCAGCUCCAGCCCCAGGCAAGUGCCAGGGUGCUGCCAGGUCCAGCCUUUGCCAGGAGUAGCUGCUGAUCCCCUGGGUGCCAUAAAUGACGCUUGCUACACAUCUCACCAACCCAAGAUUCACAGGAAUCGCAUAACGUAAGGGAAAAAACAACAGGGAAGGAAACACAAUGUCCUCCCCACGCUGUCCUGUCCCCUGCUCCCCUGGGCAGCUCUGCUCCUCCGUCACAGAGUCAAGGGGCAAGCGGGAGCAGUUGGGGACUGUGAAUAGGCAGGCUGGGGGCAGAAGUCACGGCCAGAGAAGCCAGGGCAGCACUGACGGUGGUGACGCACAGGGCGGUGCUGGGACAGGUCCUGCUGGGGCUGAGGGUGGCCCAGCUGCCACUGGCCCAGGGCCCCACAGAGGGGGAAACGCACCACUGUGGUCUUUGGGUGAGUAAUUGUGAAGGUGCUGCAUCCUCUUACACCUUUUCAUUGGGCUGAUUGUGACCAGUGUUUGUCACAUCACCCACAGCUGAUGCCUUGUGCUGGGCUUGGCAGUGCAGGAGAGGUGUGGGGUCCCAGGGACCCUCUGUCUCACCCUGCUGCCAGGGAUGUGGGAUCCUGGGACCCUCCAUCCCACCCUGCUGUGGGUCCAGCCUCUCUGCAGCAAUUCCCAGCGUGAAUCCGGGGCAGAUUCCUGAUGACUGCGGUCCCUGGAGGACUGGGAGUAGGGCAGAAGCUCCCUGGAGGACUGAUACUGGCAGCCAGGGUGGUGCUGGGCUGCCACUGGAAAACUCUGGGAAGGGCUGCUUUGGGCAGGGAGUCCAUUCAGGAGGAAAUUAAUUCAGUCACGGAGCAGUCCCUCAGGCUGGGGCAGAAGGGCAAAACUGGAAACAAAAUAAUCAAAAAGUAAAAAUGUCCUGUUCCCCCAGCCCGGCAGUGGAGCCAUGAGAAAGGCAGCGAUCCUGGGAAUGGGGGAGAGGCAGGAGCAGAGUCACCCUGCCGGCCAUGGGGCUCCCUGCUGGCUCCCGCUCCGUGACUCCUCUGAAAUGAGUAGCUGGGGGUUAAACAGGAGUUUGGGGAGGUGGGGGGGGGGGGGGGGGAUGUCACCUGGUUUUGUUUGGCUUUGCAGAUGUCAGGGAGUUUCUAUUGGGUUGUUUCUGUCAGGCAGGAAUGCCUUUGAAAGCAAAGGGAAUUGCCCCAGACUGAUACCCAGAGCUGGGAGCUCUCCCAUCUCCCUGCCCCCGUGAGCAACCAGGGCAGACAUCCCUGGAAAAGAUCCCAUUCCGGGGUGGGAUGCCCCAGCACCAGCUGAUGUGGGGGAAAGGCAAAUGGAUCAUUUGCACGGCUUUACAUGCUGACAAGGGCAAUGGGCUGUUCUGAUACUGCUCUUAAUGUUUCAGAGGAAAUAAUAAGGGAUUCACUUGCCUCUCACUGUGUCUCACUCAUCUGGGAGCAGGCCAUGUGCCCCAGGGAUGGCUGUGCUGUGGUGUUUCCUGGUGUUUUCCCAGAAGUUCUGAUUUUGCAGGAGAACUGCACUGAUGGGCUGAUUCCUCCUGCCUUUGGUUGGACGUUGUGUGUCACAAACAGCAGGACAGCCAGUGCUCCGGCCGGGCUCUGGCAGGGACUGGAGGGGUUCCUUGGAGCUCAGGACACAGGGGGGGUUGGGCUGAGCACCCCGGGGAGGGACCUGCGGCGGCGGGGGACAGGCAGGUGUCAGGGUCUCUCAAGGACACUUCUCCUGUGUUUGCUGGCAGGAGUUAAAAAUAAAAAAGGAGAGUCUGUUUUGAUAGAAGAACAGAUACUCUGGAACUGGAACACGUUACACAAGCGGAGGAAUUGAAGGUGAAUCACAGUUACCUGCUGGGCAAGCCCAACACCAGGAUAUGCUGUCCAGAGGAAAGAAAAAUCAUGGGUCUGUCCCACCUGGCAUUGGAGGAGCCAGAGAGCCUGAAGUCAAAAUGAUCUGGACAAAUUGGUGAGUUGGCUCCAAAUCAACCACCUGGAAUUAAAUAAAGAGGAGGAUGAAUUACCAGCUUCAGGAAGGAGAAGGUAAACACAUUACUGCAAAUGGGAAGUAAUUAGUGAGGCAGAAAAGUUUGUAUAAAUGUAGUUGGGCUUCAUUUUCGUGGUGAAAGCUCACUGCUCUGGUUAAUUAUUUGGUCCCACAGAGGCAUUCCUGAACCUGGACGGGGGAUUUCAUAGCAGGUACUCGGUGGGAGAGAAAUGGGGGCUGUGUGGAAGCACCCUCACCUAUGUGGGCAUUCCCAGACACACAUCUCCUUAUAUACUUACACAUAUAUACUGAAUUAUCCUGAGGACUGCAGCCUCCUUCAUAUCACUUGGCCAAGAUUUUGUUGUUGUGAUGAGCAGCAAACUUGAUUCACUUUCCUUUGUAUACAUAUGCAAAUAAUUGUAAUCAAAACAAGCAGACCUUUGUUCUGGCUCUUCUGUCUUUAGCUAACAAAAUCUCAAAUAGAUCUUGUUAUUUCUAUCUUUUUCAAAUAGAAAAGUGCCUCACAUCACUGGACAGAAGCAUCAGUGUGUGUACAGGGGUUGCAGGCAGUGCUGUGCAUGGGGUGCCUGGCAUUACCCAGGUGAUCCAUACCUCUGACUAUGGAAAUGUUGAGUUAAUAUCCCAGAUCCCAGCAGAUGACACUCAACAUGUCACUGGGGUGUGCAGGUCCCAUAGCACCUGUCACUGCUGCAGGUGUGAAUCCCUGUGCCACAGGUACAGCCCCAGGGCUCCUGGGUCUCACCAGCUCUGCUUUGCUUUUCCUUCUAGAUGGCGAGUGAGAUUUCAGGGUACUGCAAUGAACAGCUUGAAGUUACACACAAAUGUAGUAAUCCCCCCCAAAAGUAAUAAAAUUAUUAUGUAGUCUCCCAACAGCUUGAACAUGAACCUUCUUUGUUAAAAACCUAUGGACUAUGGAUACAUAUUUCAACUUUAUUAUACCAACUUGCUACUCCCAGGGUCUGUGCAGGCUCCAUUGGUUUUAUGGGCUUUGAGGCCACAAUGGGAUGAAGCAAGGAACAUUUUAGCACAGUGUCCUUGGGAACCUUGUACAGACCUGGCUCCUUGGGGAGGUGCCUGGGGAGAGCCUCUGUCCCUCUUUGCUGGGACAGGAUGUGCAGGGCAGUGUGGCCUGUGUACGAUGGGCAGAUGGAAGCAGGGGGAAUUCCCUACAGAAACCAGCCAUCUACCCUGUGAGGCUCUGCCCCAGCCUGAAUGGGACUCUCUGGGCUAUAGGAUCAGCCUGGAUUAUUGGAUCAGCAGGAUCCAUAGCCUGCUCUAGUUUAAAUAGGUUUAAGCUUGUUGAUUUGAUCAGAGCACUGCUGCUGUAUCCCAGGGCUCACCCCGGGGCAGGAGGUGGCAUCCCAGUGUGCUCUGGGAUGUGUCUUCAGAGGCGCUGGGGGUUUCAUUUGGAGUGCCAGUGAUAGAGGGUAUGGAAAGUGUACUGGCUUAAUGCCAGGAAAUUCAGGCUCUUUUUCCAGGGUUUACCUCCCAAAGCUGGACAAGCCUGACUCAGGCUCUGGUGCUGGUGUGGCUGGAGGCCAUGGGAGCAGAGGCUGAUGGAUUUCAGUGAGUUGGGGAUUCAAAGGAAAUGGUUUGAAUCCCAUGAACCUUUCAGGGACAUGAUGUCAAAGGUUCUCUAACACUGAGUAAGUUUAGUGUGUUCCCAGAUAAACCAGGGGAAAGAGAAGAAAUUAUCUUGAUAUAUGCAUGAACUCAUAGGAAUUCUUUUUCUGCUGUGAAUGCUUUACAGAACUCAAGACCGCAGCGUCCAAGCUGAUCUCCCUUCUCCAUUUGUCUGUGUACACAAGUCAGCUUCUCUGGCUCCCUUUCCCCUCCCAGUAAUGUUCUGAUGACUCAGUUUCCAAAGCCUUCCCCAGCCAUGGCACAGCUCUGUGCAGAGCCCAGACAGCCAGCUUGUGUGCCGGGGCAGGAAUUCUGGGACUUACCAUGGGCUGCAGGUUUUUUUUCCAGUUUUUUUUUAUUGUGGUCAACCUCAGCACUAGGUUUUUGGUUGUUUUUUUUGUUUUUCAGCUAACAAAAAGAAAUACCAUGGCCAGAGCAUGGUGCAGGCAGGUGAUGUGGUGGAUGACACAGCACUACCCAGGAAUGUAACUGUUACCUGCAUCUGGACAUGCCGUCUGCACUGGCUUAUUUAACCCCUGAUCAGUGAACUCAGUAACACAAUGAAUUUUGAAUAUGGUUUUGGGACCAAAUAAUUCUGUGCAUUGCUAUUAUUUUCAUGUUUUGUCUCCAAAGCCUUGUUUCCUUUGGUACAGAACAUUUUACAGUAUUGACUCUGUGUUUUUCUGGAAAUCAGCACACCAACUGGUGAGCCAUGGAGGAAUUCGGUCUCAGACUUGAGAAUUGACUCAUGCACGUUAAAGAAAGACAUGGAAAAUUUGUAAUUUACUGUGCCCUUAGUACAUUCUCAAGACUGAUUUAAAGCCCAGAGCAUUCAUCAGCUCUGUAUUGAAGCACAAAUAUGCCUUUUCCAGGAAGGUGUGUCCCUGGCACUGCUUGUCUCUGUGGUUUUAGUAGACUUACUAAAGUUAGGCUUCCUGCAGGCUGAGUGCAAGAGGUGAGGACUAGGAAAAAAUUCUAGGAUAAAGAGAAAUUCCCAUGCAAGAGCAGCUGGUACCACAUCCUGGCUCUCCAGCCUGCAGUGCCUGCUGUGGGCUGCAGCCAUGCACGAGCUCAUGGGCGGCUGCAGCUCCAUCUGCAAAGCUGUGGCCUGGGCUUGAUGUCGUGCCAGACCUCUUCUGUCCUGGGGACUAUAAAGUUGGGAUUCCAGAUAGCUAUUGGAAAAACAGCUAUUUCAGCUCCAGCAGUAAACCCAAAUGCAAUUAAAUUUAGCUUUAUUUAGUGUUUGUGCUUUUGAUUAUCCCAAAGCAUGUAUUUUUAAAAUAAAAAUGUUUCCAGCUCUA